ACCAACUUUCCUUUCCUUACAUCGUCUUUGAGCCAGUCAUAACCCCGUUUACAGAGCCACUUUAUUCUGUUCCCAAAGAUAAACAAACAAGAACAAAAUGCCUAGCUUGUCUAAGAUCCUUUCCAUCGCUGCCGUGGCUUUGGUUCCUUUGCUCCAGUUGAACCAGGUCGUGGAGGCUGCUCCUCGAGGCGGCAUAAUCCAUCCUCUGCCUGGGAUGAAGGUCGAUCCUGCCAGACCCCCCGCGCAGUUUGACGAGGGAGGCAGCCCUCACCUAGCACGAAAUAGGACCAGUGGAGAGGUGUCAGCUUAUGCGGGUAGUAUGCCAGGCGCCACCAAUUUACGUUUUUGGGAAGAUAAUGGCCACCAAGGCAGAUGUGCAAAGUGUAAGAACUUCGCUUAUAACACUUGCUAUGGGAUUGAUAUGUCGAAGUUUGAUAUCGGCCGUGUCUCAGCCUUCUGGCUCGAACAGUAUGACACUCGAAUUGGGUACACCUCUUUAACCUUGUAUGACGGAACCCGAUGCAACGGUAACUGGUUCCGAUAUAGUGAGGAUCAGUCGACUAGGAACUAUGGUGUUGGCCAUAUGGGUGCGUAUAAUAAUAAGAUCCGCUCAUUCAAGAUUGCAAACUUUUACGCGGCUCCAGGCACUGGAACCAACCAGCCCAAGGACCCCAGUGUGAACAACAAAUCAUGUUAUAGAGGC
Lobosporangium transversale is the source of this 703-nucleotide messenger RNA. RefSeq lists its product as hypothetical. The transcript is spliced from 2 exons. The annotation marks the transcript as partial. NCBI's taxonomy places the organism in Eukaryota, Fungi, Mortierellomycota, Mortierellomycetes, Mortierellales, Mortierellaceae. The record is from RefSeq and is a predicted model, not a curated record.